AUGGACGAAAUCAUUCACAGUCCCACGAGAGCCAAUCACUCUCACCAGAAAAGUCCGGGUGGAUUGGAGCAGCAGUCGGCCCCAAGCAGCAGACGGAAUUCAAUCCCAUCUGAAGAGGCGGCACGAUACGGGGAAUCUGUAGAACAGACUGCAGAGGUCACAUUUGUGACCUAUCAUCAAACUCCGACACACUCUUCUCCACUCCUUCGUCAGGACUCCGGGUCCGCUAGUAUAAACGGCUUUCAAAGUCUGGAUACUCAAGACGAUGCCAGAAAUGACGGCUCGGUCAAAACGGAUCAGGAAACGCGACCAAAGUCUCCUCAUACGUGGAAGCUCGAGAUGAGUGCUGUAGCCCUAAGCUUGACUGCAAUGACGACGCUUCUGGUGCUCCUGGUCCUUGCGAAUAAUCGACCUUUGGAUAAAUGGCGUUUCUUGAUCUCCUUUAACGCACUCAUCUCCAUUCUGGGUGCCGUCGCUCGUGCACCACUGGGAUUCGUAAUGGGAUCUUGUCUUGGUCAAGCCAAGUGGAAUUGGUUCAAAAGGCAACCCGGCCGUCUAGAAGGUUUUGAAAAAUUUGAAGACGCAAGUAGAGGGCCCCUGGGAAGUUUUGUGUUUUUGUUUUGGCUUCCUGCUCGCCACUGGUCAGUACUAGGUGCUCUCAUGACAGUUGUUCUUCUAGGCUUUGAUCCAUUUCUUCAAGCAAUAGUCGAUUACGAUGGGCAGCUAGACGAUUCAAACAGUCUCAAGCCUCCAACCAUCGGAGUAUGCGAACGUCUCGAUGUCGGAUCAUACUCUUACCUCACUACAAGAGGAGAAGCUGGAUCGUUCCAACUGCCAUCAGGAAACGCUAUUGAUAGAUUUAUUUGGUCCAAAAUACCUGAUGUGGGCAUGACGGCUGCUCUCAUAGAUGGUUUGGGGAACGACACAAAGCGAACCGAGCCAAUGGCUUCAUUCGUUUGUCCUAGUGGCAAUUGUACGUGGGCACCUUACUCGACCCUGGCAAUCUGCAGCACCUGCAACGACGUGACAGCAUCCUUGGAACAGAACGAGAUACUUGGCGGGAAGACAUUGUACUCAUUACCAUACGUCGAAUCAAUUGAUGAAAAAAAGGGAAUCUUUGCUGAAACUGCAGAUAUGGCUGCAGCAGCCGUCUCCAAUCCCGGGCUAACGGUUUCAUUCCAAAAGAGCAACACACUCAUCGCAGCUGUCGGCAUAAUUCGGUUUCCAGAUAAAUAUCAUCUAAACCCCUUGGCCAAGGAAUGUGCUUUGUAUUUUUGCAUCAAAGCUUUUGCAACGCGAGUCGACAAUGGUGUGUUUAAGGAGUCUGUAAUCGACACAUGGUCGGACAGAAACUUGGCAUCAUACCAACCAGGCAUGCCAGAGUGGGAAGUGGGUAUGGAGGCGAGCACUUUCGCAGAGUAUGAAUCUUGGAACAAUAACUCCUUGGUAAACUCCGAGGUGAAUUUUCACCGAUUCGAUCUCCAGCUCCGCUGGUCUGAUGAACGAGCACGUCAAGUCGGGCUUCCCAAGGACGCUAUCAUGGCCUUCAAUAUAAGUCAGUCCUCGGCAGAGACAACCUCGUAUGCCGUCACUGAUCAGCUAUUCUCCAGUGGCCAGCUGGUAUCAUGGCCUAUUCCAAGGACCGGCUUCAAUGGAACUUUAUAUCCUUUUGUUGCACAGGUCCUUGGUACGAAGCAGACCCAAGAUUACGACGCGGUAUUUGAAAAUAUGGCGCAAAGAAUGACGACUUUCAUGCGUGAUCAGUCGGACUCGACGCAGACUGGCCAACAGAAAGAAUGGGCCCUCCAUAUACGGGUACGAUGGGCGUAUUUGAUACUUCCCCUGCUCGUUGUCGUGGGAGCUUGUCUUGUUCUUCUGUUUGCAAUCCUUGAGACGAACCAUAGGAGACUAGAGCCCUGGAAGAGCGACGUCUUGGCUACUUUUACACACUCUGUAGAUGCGGAAACUCAGAAGCAGUUAAGACUUGCUGAGUUGACGGGCCAAGCAAGGGAAACGGCAAAGAAUACAUUUGUUAGUUUGGUGGACACGGGGGAAUUCGUCGAGUUAAAGGUUAAAAAAGACUAG
Molecule: messenger RNA, 2085 nt
Organism: Pestalotiopsis fici W106-1
Lineage: Eukaryota; Fungi; Ascomycota; Sordariomycetes; Amphisphaeriales; Sporocadaceae
Exons: 2
Coding region: 1-2085 (694 amino acids)
Source: RefSeq, a predicted model, not a curated record